CGUAGUUGACUUACCAACCUGACGGUAACGUAGAGCGCAACCCACUAUCACUUGCUGUUGACGAUUGCGGAAAACAACCGAUUUCUGCAGCAUCCCGGAAGUCCCGGAGCAGCUGACGCAUUUUUUGUGCAACACAACCAACUGACUAUCAAUAAUCAUUAAAAAUGACUGUAAACAAAACAGCUAAGGAAAUUCGGCAAGCUUACAUUGACUUUUUCAAGUCAAAAGACCAUGAAUAUGUACAUUCUAGCUCAACAGUUCCUCAUGAUGAUCCUACAUUGCUAUUCACCAAUGCUGGCAUGAACCAGUUCAAACCUAUUUUCUUGGGAACAGUUGACCCAAACAGUGAUAUGGCCAAAUGGGUAAGGGUAGUUAAUUCACAGAAAUGCAUUCGAGCUGGAGGAAAACAUAAUGAUCUGGAUGAUGUAGGCAAAGAUGUUUAUCAUCAUACGUUUUUUGAGAUGAUGGGAAACUGGUCUUUUUGAGAUUAUUUCAAGAAACAAAUAUGUAUAUGGGCUUGGGAAUUUUUGACUGAUAUCCCAAAAUUGCCGUAGAAUCAGCUUUAUGUCACCUAUUUUGGUAGGAAUAAGAAAGCUAAUUUAAAACCAGAUGAUGAGUGUAAAGAUCUUUGGUUAUCCCUUAGUAUACCUGAUAGUAACGUGCUACCGAGUUACGUGAAGGAUAACUUUUGGAAGAUGGGUGAAACUGGUCCAUGUGGUCCUUGCAGCGAAUUGCAUUUUGACAGAAUUGGAGGUAGGGAUGCUGCUCACUUGGUCAACAUGGAUGAUCCAGAUGUCUUGGAAAUUUGGAACUUGGUUUUUAUACAAUUUAAUAGAGAAAGAAGCGGAGAACUGCACCCACUUCCUAAAAAGCAUAUCGACUGUGGUUUAGGUUUAGAACGUCUCGUGUCUGUGAUACAAAACAAACGCUCAAACUAUGACACCGAUUUAUUUUUGCCACUUUUCGAGGCAAUUCAUAAAGGCACCAAUGCUCCCGUCUAUCAGGGUAGGGUGGGAAGUGACGACAAAGAUGGUAUCGACAUGGCAUAUCGAGUACUUGCCGAUCACGCGAGAACUAUUACUAUUGCUCUAGCUGAUGGUGGAGUUCCUGAUAAUACUGGUAGAGGAUACGUUGUAAGAAGAAUUUUGAGACGUGCUGUGAGAUACGCGACCGAAAAACUGAACGCUAAGCCUGGAUUUUUUGCCACUCUCGUUAAUGUAGUCGUAGAACUUCUUGGCGAUAUUUUCCCGGAAGUCAAAAGGGAUCCGCAGUCUAUUAUUGACGUGAUAAAUGAAGAAGAAACUCAAUUUUUGAAAACAUUAACCAGAGGUCGCAAUUUACUAAAUAGAACCAUCGCAAAACUGGAAUCGACACAAAUUGUACCAGGUGACGUUGCGUGGCGCUUGUAUGACACUUACGGAUUCCCCGUUGACUUGACUCAACUUAUGGCUGAAGAAAAAGGACUCACGAUAGAUGUAGUUGGCUACGAAGAAGCUAAGAAGCAAGCUAUUAUCGCUUCACAAGGCAAGGCUGGUGGCGUGAAUGAUCAGAUAAAUUUAGAUGUGCAUGCUAUCACGGAAUUGCAGAAUAGAGGCAUUAAAACUACUGAUGAUUCUUACAAAUACAAUUAUAAAAGCGAGUCAUCCGAAAAGUACGCAGAGUACAGUUUUUCUCCGUGCAUUGGUACCGUCGUUGCUUUACGCAAGGACAAGAAGUUCGUCGACGAAGUCAAGUCUGGCGAUGAAGUUGGUGUACUACUGGAUCAAACUAACUUCUAUGCUGAACAGGGAGGUCAGAUCUACGAUGAAGGGUUUUUAGUAAAAAUCGAUGACGAGAGCACCGAAGUCUGCGUUAAAAAUGUACAAGUCAGAGGUGGAUAUGUUUUACACAUUGGUACUGUUGGCGAAGGUACGUUGAGGAAAGGCGACAAAUUGUACUUAAACGUUGAUAACUCGAGGAGAAGACUAGUCAUGAGUAAUCACACUGCUACUCAUGCUCUAAACCACGCUCUGAGAUGCGUUUUGGGCACUGAAGCAGAUCAAAAGGGAUCAUUAGUCGCUCCAGAUCGGCUAAGGUUUGAUUUUACUAACAAAGGUGCUAUGACCACAGAACAAGUAAAAAAGACUGAGCAGUACACAAAUGCGAUCGUAAUCGCUGAUAAGGUGGUGUACGCAAAAGAAAGUCCUUUAGCUGUUGCGCGUAACAUUCAAGGGUUGCGCGCGAUGUUUGGUGAAACGUAUCCGGACCCAGUUCGCGUAGUCAGCAUAGGUGUGCCCGUAGAAGACUUGGAAAAAGACCCGCUCAGUGAAGCUGGUACGAAGACGAGCGUUGAAUUCUGCGGUGGAACUCAUUUACAUCGCACUGGCCAUAUUGGAGAUUUUGUUAUUGCCAGCGAAGAAGCUAUAGCCAAGGGUAUAAGGCGCAUCGUGGCCCUUACCGGUCCUGAGGCUUCCAAGGCUUUGAAAAAGUCUGAGCUCUUGCAAAAUCACUUGAAUAAUUUGAAAUCUGAUGUCGACAACGUGAAAGAUUCCACAGCCUCCAAGGCCAUUGUGAAGAAGAUCGUUGAACUGACUGAUGAUGUAUCACAUGCUGUGAUUCCCUAUUGGAAAAAAGAAGAUAUGCGAAAUGAGUUGAAAGCUUUGAAGAAAGCUUUGGAUGAUAAAGAGCGAGCUGCAAAGGCCGCGGUAGCGAAUAACGUUGUUGAAUUUGCCAAGGAUCUAAUCGAAGCUCAAAAGGGAAUAGCAGUUUUAGUUGAAAAACUGAAUGCUUACAACAACACAAAAGCUUUGGAUAUGGCUUUAAAAAAAGUGAAGGCAAUAUCACCCGAAACCAGUGCUCUGUUUAUAACAGUUGAUGAAGAUGACAAUAAAAUAUUUGCCCUCAGUGCUGUACCCAAGUCUGCAAUAACAAAAGGAUUGAAAGCUAAUGAAUGGAUUCAAGCGAUAGCUGGAUUAAUGCAAGGGAGGGGUGGUGGAAAACCGGAAUCUGCUCAAGCUUCUGGUUCUAAUAUCUCGUGCCUGAACGAAGCCUUGGAAACUGCUAAGUCAUACGCACUUGAAAAAUUAGAAGGAGUAAAAAGUAGUAAAGAUUCAAUCUGUACCAAAUCUUCAAAAGAAUUAGUAUUUCACUGCAAUGAAGGAAGUGUGAAAAGUCACUUGGUACAAAUCGUAUGCCGAUAUGCUGGAAAGUGCCUCAAAUUAAAUAAUCAUACAAAAGAUAGUGAAAUGAAAGGCUCCGUAUAUUUCAACGAUGGAAAAGUAGAGUUAAUUGAUGGAAACGCCAUUGCUUUUUAUCUUGCGAAUGCUCAAUUUAAAGGCAAUAACGUAUUAGAGAAAAGUCAAGUUUUACAAUGGAUGAGUUUCUCAGAUAAUCACAUUUUACCUUCAGUUUACGGAUGGGUUUUACCAUCUCUAAAAAAUUCUUCGAUCAAGACUUCUAAGGAUUCUAUAAAGAAUUCCAAGGAUACCUUGUUGCAAAUAAUGGAAUCCUUGAAUGAAGUAUUGUCCGGUAAUACUUACUUGGUAAGCGGAAAAAUGACUUUGGCUGACGUGUCGGUAUUUGUCUCUUUAUCACCAGCCUAUCAACACGUUUUUAAUUCAGAAGUACGAAAGAAUUAUCGAAAUGUUAACAAAUGGUUUGAAACUGUAUUACAACAGUCGAAUGUUAAAUGUCUCAUGAGCAACUUCAAAUAUUGCGAGAAACAAUAAUUUUCACAAUCGUUUUGUAAAUUUUAGAGUUUUUUUUAUUAAAUAAAA
Copidosoma floridanum is the source of this 3755-nucleotide messenger RNA. It is a transcript of the gene AlaRS, whose product is annotated as alanine--tRNA ligase, cytoplasmic. Gene Ontology annotation, molecular function: alanine-tRNA ligase activity; nucleic acid binding; aminoacyl-tRNA deacylase activity. NCBI's taxonomy places the organism in Eukaryota, Metazoa, Arthropoda, Insecta, Hymenoptera, Encyrtidae. The record is from RefSeq and is a predicted model, not a curated record. Gene Ontology annotation, cellular component: mitochondrion; cytoplasm. Gene Ontology annotation, biological process: alanyl-tRNA aminoacylation.